Ciona intestinalis (vase tunicate) is the source of this 3532-nucleotide messenger RNA. Lineage: Eukaryota; Metazoa; Chordata; Ascidiacea; Phlebobranchia; Cionidae. The record is from RefSeq and is a predicted model, not a curated record.
ACAGCUAAGAAUUGCUUAGGAUUUUAUAAUAAGGUACUUUAGCAUAAGUCGUACCCCAUUGUGGUCAUGCACCAACAGUUAGUAUUAUUCAUUCUCCUACUUGAUGCUGUAGUACAACUUAACAGCUCACCCAGCAGAAACCAAGCAAGAAAAUUGUUCCGGUCCUCAAAGAAGACUCGCCGUGAUGCUCCUUCCAGACCGUCCGGAUUCCUCCGCUCCUUAAUCUACUCCGAUGAAGACUUGGAUGCUAGCAUCAGAGACAUAACUUCAAUCCUGAUCCGCACCAACUCUGGGAACAUCAAGGGUUUCAAGAAAGUAUUGGAUAAUAAUUCGAUUAAACCGGUCAUCCAAUUCCUUGGUAUUCCAUACGCAGCCCCGCCUAUUGGGAAACUACGUUGGCAAAGAACUGAAAAGGCAAAGCCAUGGAACGGAGUUAGAAACGCGUCAGAAUUCGGACCCAUAUGUCCUCAACCACGAUCUGGACCGCUACCAAGUGUGUUGUUACCAAUCUGGUACAAAGCAAACAAUUCAUUAGUAAGAAAGAUGCGAAUGGACGAAGAUUGUUUGUAUCUUAACAUAUAUGUACCGGCCAAACUCUAUGCUACAGAACAGAACUAUCCACGCAACCACUACAAGAAUCCAUUAAAGGUGAUGGUCUACUUCCAUGGCUACACAUACGCUGAAGGUUCCGGAAACUUCUACGAUGGUAGUGUGUUGGCAAGCUAUGGUGACGUCAUUGUAGUGACGUUUAACUACCGUCUGGGUGUUCUAGGUUUUAUGAGUACGAUGGAAGCGAACUCACCUGGUAACUACGGACUUUGGGACCAGAUUGCUGCGGUAAAAUGGGUUUCGGAAAACAUUGAAAAGUUCGGGGGAGAUCCGUCAGCUGUUACUGUCUUCGGUUCCGGGGCGGGAGCUUCGUGUAUCGGGCUCCUAAUGCUGUCAGUACAGUUGGACGGUUACUUAACGGACAACACAACGAGAGAGUACUUCCACCGGGCGAUUUUUCAGAGCGGUACACCUCUGGCGCCCUGGAGCAUGGUGCGCAACCCUAGACAACAGACGCGGGCUCUUGCGCGCGACUACAACAUUAACUGUGACCGGGAAUCGACGACGGAGAUGGUGCGGUGUUUGAAACACAAACAUUGGAGAGACCUAAUCAACGUUGAGAUAAUGACAGACCCUUACGAUUUGGUCUAUGGACCGGUAGUUGACGGGCAAGACAAGUUUUUGAUGGAAAACCCGUUCAAUCUCAUGGAAAAAGGAGAAUUCGUCAACUACCAAAUCAUGAUGGGGGUAUCGCAAGCUGAUGGUUUCGGUUAUAUACGAGAUAGGAACGUCGACGUAUUGAGGCAACCUUUUGAAUCUAGCUCAGCAUUUAUGUCGCCCAUCUCAGACCGCAUGAAAACCAACUUUGACGUGGUUGUGGCGAAAUUUACGGAUUCAUUUUACGAAGAUAGUAAAGUACCUUUGGAAGCCAUUGAGAAACUCGUUCGUUUCAUUUACACCGACUGGUCCGACAAGAGCAACCCUACACGUGUAAAAGAAUCUCUCAUGGACUUAUACACUGACCGGCAAUACGUCGAACCAGCAGUACGAGCUGCACUACAUUAUAUCAACUACAAAAGCAAUGCGUUUUUCUACACAUUUUACCAUCAUCCAGGCAAAGAUAAAACGCGACCGUGGGUUCAGUCUGCACUUGGAGAACAAGACCCUUUCGUAUUUGGAGCGCCAUUAUUGGGUAAUAGUGAGGACACUUUGUUCCCAUACAACUACACCAAAGAUGAUAUCAUGAUAAGUACGGCGGUGAUGACGUAUUGGACCAACUUCGCUAAGAACGGUGACCCAGGAAUCGGGAAAAAGCAGCAAACCCAGUUUAUAACUGGAAAAGCAAACAGCUUUGAGAAAAUAGUGUGGCCGGAAUAUACAAUAGACACGAGACAACAUUUGAAAAUCUGCACCACCCCUGAAGUAUCAGAUCAUUACAGGGCACAAAAAGUGGAACUCUGGCGUUCGUUCCUACCAAGUUUAUCAGGGGUUUCGAAUGACGAGUCGUACAAAGGGGGCAGGGUGAAACCCCUUUUACCCCCUCGUGCAAAACCUCCGACCAUUUCACCCGGAACCAAAACACCGACCUGGCAACCAAUCAAAAAUUACAGUGAUAUUCUAUUCAACCAACGUUCGCAACAACAAUCAACACCAAAAACUGACACAAGCGGUUUGUCGCUUCAACUAAGCAUUACACUAGCAGUGGGAUUCGUGCUGCUAUUUCUAAACAUUAUCGCAUUUGCAGUGGUGUCAUACCACAAAGAGAAGGACAAGUACAAAAUUGAGAAACUAAAGGCUGAACUUAAAAUGUUCAAGAAGAGUCGAAAAUCUUCUGACACUCGAAAACUUACAAGUGGUCACACCACGCUCGAGUCCCGUCUUGGCCCGGAUCCGAAGUUGCCGGAAUUUCAGGAGAAAAAUGGCCAAGUUUCUCCCCAGCCACUGUACAUGCAUUCAACGGGAGGGACGGUGGGAAACCUGGAGCAGGCACGGCCAGAGUCGAUGUAUUUAAAACUGGAGUCGAGGGAACAGCAGAAAAACAACGGUGCGCCGACUAUGAGUCCUAGGAAGGGCGGAGACGGCGCUUUCGCCCCGAAAAAUGGAGAAUGCUUGGCUGAUAUCGCCUUUCUGUCGCCGCAGAAAGGACAACACUCUAAUGAGAGUGACAACGGUAGGGAAAGCGUGGUCAACUACUGGUCGCGAAGCGAAUGUGGCGACGAUAGCGGAGCAAGUGGCAGCUACAACCCAAAUGCUGAUGUGGAAAAGAGUCACAAACAGCAGCCCCAGAAAUCGACAAGAUGGCCGACUAUUGCUAUCCCUGAUCACAACAACAGGAGUCUGCCCGCCGAGGGAAGAUGUCGCUCAGCACUCCCGUUCUGUUCCCGACCUGAACACGAGUUUACAUCACCGGAUUUCUACGCCGAACCCGCCACCUUGAACCGCCAUACAGCAAGUCAGCGACGGAUUACAGACAUCGAGAGAUACGCGACUGCUCCCCGGAGUUCCGGCGCCGAUUAUCGGCAGGCACAAAUGGAGCGUCCCGAUCGUCGACCUGUGAUGGACUACAUCCAUAACGAAUUUGGACAGACUGGCAAACCGGGUUAUGAAUACAGUCAGAUGCCUGCGGGUUACAGUUCCCUCGUUUACCCCAAAUCACACGAAACGUACGCAUCGGUGCGUUCUACUUCCACGGGUACAUACAGUUCAGUUACAACCAAGUUAUAAUUGGCCAACACUUUAAACGAGCUAUGGCCUACAUUCCAAUUAUGUUAAAAUAAUUACAAUAAUGUAAUACUGUGGCGCCCAUAUAUCGUAAGCCGUGCCUGUAUUAUCCAAUGUAAACCACUUAAUAGAACAAACUGGUUUAACAAGUUCUAAGUGUAUGUGACCUGACCGCGCUUGCGUUUUUUUGCUGUUCGUAGAAAAUGUGAUAUUUUUUUGGUUCGUCGUUUACUGUAGCGCCAUUACACUUGAACUGAAAACC